GAGGGAGGAAGACAGGGGGAGAAACAUCAAUGUGAGAGAGAAACACUGGUCAACUGCCUUUCGUAUGUGCCCCGACCAAGGACAGGACCUGAAACUCAGGUCUGUGCCUUGACCGGGAAUCAAACCAGUGACCCUUUGCUUUGAGGGACGACACCCAACCAACUGAGCCACACUGUUCAGGACAAAACAGAUUCCUUUUAAGGAAAAAAAGAUUAUUAGUGAACAUUCAGCAUAGAAAACGUGGCCCUCUGUCUACAGUAGCAAUAGUUGCUAGGCUCUCCUCAACAAAUAUUUAAGCACCUACUGUGUGCCAGGAACUGGGCAUAUAGGAGUGAGAAGUGGUUGCUGCCCUCAGCACAAAACCAAGAACUGGGACUUUCUCCCCAAGGAGGAGGGCCACUGAGGCCUUGGGAGGAAACAAAUGAAGAAAGAUAGGUGGCCUGUCUGAUUCCAGAAACCACACUUAGCUGAUUUCCUGAGAACCCUCUAGACAGGGUCUGGCACCAUUCCUGGGGAGCACAGGUUGGAGCUCUCUUCCAUCCUGCCCGCAAGCCCUGACCUUCUGGUCCCCAAGCCUUUGCUGCUCUGUCCAGCCAGAGGGAGAGAAGUCCCCGGGCCACCCUGGGCUGAGAUGUACAUGCCCAGGAAUGUAGUGCCCCAGAGAAGCUGAAGGGCCCAAUAAGGGUCCUGGGGCCACCACUAUCACAGAGCAGCCACAGUACCCAAGUGUAGCUCCUGCCCCAGGGCGUGUGCAUAGGGCAGGGGCUAACCACAGGGAUCUGAGCCCAUGCCAUGUGGGGCUUGCUCCCAAUGGGACGGUGGCAGGAUGGAGUAUGGCCCAGGACCAAAGGUGCAUGGUCCUCACGCUCAAGAAGCUCACGGCCCAAGCCUCCUUUACCCUCACGUUUUCAGUCAGAUGGUAGGGCGGCAGAACCACCUCCUUCCCUGGGGCUUUAGUCCCUGCGCCUACGAGGCCUCCUUCACAUAUCACCUUCCUGAGAAGCACCAAGAAAGAACUGGACAGAAGGGCUUCCACAUGCAGGGCUGCUGCCCAACGCAAAAAGCUGCCAAAAACGGUACAUUUGGGUGAAAGCAGGUUCCUACCCCCUAUCGGUGCUGCCCAGCGCUCCCUGUCCACCUGGCUGACAAGAGCUUUACCCAGUUCACGAGAUUUCUGGCCAGAGGUGGAACUCAGCUCGUGCCUGGGGAGCAGGGAGCACCAGGCUUGCACGGCUUUCUGGAAAAGCCGACCAGAAAGCAGUGUCAAAGGACCCAAGGAGCGGGGUGGGGAGCCGUGGUCGUCCACAGGCAACUGACGCCCACGCUCCAGAGGGGCGUCAGAUGCAAGAGGAUCUGGAGGUGGUUCUGCCUCCAGAGCUCCCCACACGGAGCCCUCCGGCGCCUCUACGCUCUCAAGGAGCCUCGAAAAGUCCCUCAAAGAAUUUGCAGCCUCCUGCCGCCUGCUGGAGCGCUAAAGCGUGAAGCGAAUUGCACACGCGUGCGCGAAGAUCAGACAGCUCCGCCCCUGGUCCGCCUCUGCCUGCCCCUUCCCGCCCUCUGGGGCGGAGCUAAGUGCGGCUUCCGGCGGAAGCUUGGGAUCAAGCGGAAAACCCUACCUACUAGCCAGGGGUUUGGUGGUGCUACUUCCUCCUCCCUCGCGCAGUUGUUUCCGAAUCUCCUGCGCUUCAGUUUUCACGCCCAUCUCCUACAAGGAGAUACCUGAUACUGCUCCUCAUCCCAAUUACAGCUGCAAAUUACCGCAGGGCCCGAGGCCGGGAAACGGACCUGUAUCCCGCCCCGGUCCGCCCUUGCCCAGCGAGGCCCUGUGAGGUUCUGGCACGACGUUCCGGCCUCAUCUGCCACAUUCCCCUGCCUGUCCCCCGCGGACCCUCUUCCACCCCGACCAUGGCCCAGAAGCCAAAGGUAGACCCUCACGUAGGGCGACUGGGAUACCUGCAGGCGCUGGUCACGGAAUUCCAGGAGACGGAGAGCCAAGACGCCAAGGAGCAAGUCCUCGCCAACCUCGCCAACUUCGCCUAUGACCCCAGCAACUACCAGUAUCUGCGACAGCUGCAGGUCUUGGACUUAUUCCUCGAUUCGCUGUCGGAGGAGAACGAGACCCUGGUGGAGUUCGCUAUCGGAGGCCUCUGCAACCUGUGCUCCGACAAGGCCAACAGGGAGCACAUCCUGCAGGCGGGGGGUGUCCCGCUCAUCACCAACUGCCUGUCCAGUCCCAGCGAGGAGACUGUGCUGUCCGCCGUCACCACGCUCAUGUACCUGAGCUCGCCGGGCUCCGGUGCCCACCCCGACCUGACAGCAUUGCCUGUGGUCCAGUGCAUGCUGCGCUUCUCUCUCUCGGCCAACACGAGGCUCCGGAACCUGGCGCAGAUCUUCCUGGAAGACUUCUGCUCCCCAAGCCUGGUGGCUGAAGCACGCCGCCGGCCGGCCCACUCUGCCCUGGGUAUCCCCCUGCCAAGGACUGAGGCCCCACAGCAGUCCUGAUGCAAGGAGGCCCUGAGACUGUGGUUCUCUUACUGUCAGAGACGAGCCUGACAUACUGGUGGGGCUUAGGAAGCAGGGGCCCGACAGCUCCCAGCAAGCACUGUCUCUCUAAAUGGUGCCUUUUCAGCCAUUUUAAAGGUGAGUUUUCUCAGCCUGACAGGUGUUUACACUGUGAUGAAAGGCAUUAGGAGAUGAGUUGAGGAAGACAGACAUUGAGACACGUGAGAAGGAAACCAAAAGCAGUGCCAUUUUCAUAGGCGGACACGCUCACCAGGGGGAGGUGAAGGCCCUGCCUCUUGCUCUGCCCCACUGCCAGGCUCUCACCCUUGUGUGGAAGCAGUUGCUCCCUCCAUCCAGACGCUUUUGCAGGUGGUUCUCCUGAGAGAAGCUGGGCUGGGGCUUAGGAACACUGCCCAAGCUUGAGGAAGGAGGCACCGUUCUUAACAGGAGUGUCUGGAGCGCUGGGCAUCGGGCAUGGUGGAUGCAGGCCUGGAGAACUCCAUGGCCCAGGAUUAACCAAUCAGGCCGAUCUGCCAGGCACUAUGGGAGGGCUUCACAGACAAGCAGGUAGUCCCUGCUGUUGAGCAGUACAGCCCAGUGACUGUUAUUUAACACGGCAUCAGGCAUUCAGACCAAGGCCACACAGGUGAUGACAUCAGGACACAGGCACAGACUCUUGGAGCAGCAUCUGCUCCCCCAUGCCUGGGGGAGAAGUAAAGGGGAGUCCCUGCCCCUGAAAGUGUGUCUCAGGCUCGAGGGCUUUGGGGAUACAAGAGGGGUGCUCAGUAGACAGAGGACCAGGCCCUGACAGUCUGUGGCUCGUAGUCCAUGGUGUAUGCUGGUCAGCACAGGGGAAGAGGAGAGGGACAGCCAUGGAAGGCUGGGGUUCAGGAGUAACGAGGAGCCCUGGUCAUUUGCACUCCCUAAGACUGACCACCUACGUGACCAAGGAAAGGCAUCCAGGGGGUGUGGAGGUGGCAGGACCUAGGGCCGCUGGAGACAGGAAGGGGAAGCCCUCUUCCACCCACCUCCAUUCCAGCUGCAGCCCUUGAGCUCCUGCCCCUUUACUUUCCCAAAUAAAGGGUCUGAACAGA
Molecule: messenger RNA, 3596 nt
Organism: Artibeus jamaicensis (Jamaican fruit-eating bat)
Lineage: Eukaryota; Metazoa; Chordata; Mammalia; Chiroptera; Phyllostomidae
Gene: ARMC7
Product: armadillo repeat containing 7
Exons: 3
Coding region: 1906-2502 (198 amino acids)
Molecular function (GO): protein binding
Source: RefSeq, a predicted model, not a curated record